This is a messenger RNA of Vicia villosa (hairy vetch), 5042 nucleotides long. RefSeq names its product auxilin-like protein 1. NCBI's taxonomy places the organism in Eukaryota, Viridiplantae, Streptophyta, Magnoliopsida, Fabales, Fabaceae. Gene Ontology annotation, molecular function: clathrin binding. Gene Ontology annotation, biological process: clathrin coat disassembly; clathrin-dependent endocytosis. The transcript is spliced from 8 exons. The record is from RefSeq and is a predicted model, not a curated record. Gene Ontology annotation, cellular component: intracellular membrane-bounded organelle; vesicle; cytoplasm. Bases 214 to 4659 code for a protein of 1481 amino acids.
AAUUUCCUCCCUCUUCACCACCACCUUUUUUUUCUUUUCAUUUUCAAUUUCUUCACUCAUUUUUUCUCCAUUCGUCCUCCUCUGACGCUUCACAGUAGUGUCUGCAUUCUCACCCAAAGAGCCAUAAGCCCAUAACAAACAAGAGAGAGAAAGAGAGGAGAGAGAAACUAGAACCCUAGAAGCUCCGUAGAGAGAGUAAAAGCCAACAUUUCCAUGGAAAGUGUAACGCAUUCUCGCCAACCGAACAAGGUUACGCUACCGAAGAAAAUCACCAACGGUACUUUCUCAUCUACCAAAACUCUAUACGACGACGUUUACGGUGGUCCACCGAAGUUCACCGCCUCCUCUAUCUCGCCACGGUUUGAAGACUACGGCGAGAUAUUCUCGAGCUUCCACGCUGCUCGCUCUUCCUCCAUUCCGGUGUUGGAUCUUCCGGCGGUUGACGCCGGUGAGGUUUUUUUUGACUUCCGUCGUAAUGCUUUUGACUAUGCUGAGGUCUUUGGAGGCUCCGGCGGACUGGACUUUUGGUCUUCGCACGAGGACUUGUUUCGUGACGGUGACUAUGAAGAAGAAGAAAAAGCCUGGACUUCAGUAGAAGCUGAUUCAUUUUCGGGAGACUUGGACCAUUUUGGAAAUAAUGUAGGCUUAUCAAAUGGCGGUCUCUUCCAGUCCGUUGAUGGAAAUACAGAGUUCAACAUUUCGUUUCAUAAGGUCAAUAGUACUAGCAAUGAAGAUAUGUCAAAGGGGAAAGCUCACAUAACUCAGCUGCAUGCUGUUCCUGGUGUAACUCAUGUAGUUGAUGAAACCACACUAUUUCAUAGGACUGGUCCAUCCUUGCAGGUUGUGGAUGACAUUGACCUCGAUAUGGAAUUUAAUGCAGGCAGGGGAAAGAGAAACCAUCAUAAGAAAAUGACGUCGCGCCCCUGUAAUGUUACUUCUGGUGAACAGCUUCUCUGUUGUGAUCUUGAUCUGCUUGAUGGAUGCAACAGAAAUGAUUCUCAUUCCAGUGAGAUGUUCAUAACUGUGUCUGACGUCAGCCUCAGAACCAUACCAUCCAAAGUACCACCUCCUUGCCGGCCACCACCUUUAUUAGAUCCAAGCAAGGGAUACAUUAGUGAAUCUCAUUCCAACAGUGAGCGGAUUGAUUCUGAAGAUACUUUAGGCGAUGGUUCACCUCCUUUCUUUGAUGUGGAGGUUGAUAUUAAUUCGUCUGCUUCUGUUGUGAAAGAAGCCACAAACAUAUCAGAAGCAAAAGUUAGAACCGUAAAAGAUUUGAAGGGGAGAAAGAAGAGGGGUUCUGAAAGCAGCAUGAAAUCAACUUUUGAUGUAAAAACAAAUGAAACAGAGAUGAGUGAGAAUAUAACUAGAUUUAAUAGUUUGAAUGAUGAGAGAGUGCUUCCUACUUGUGAUCGAAGAUCUGGCAAAAUAAAAAUUUCCGCCACAGAUGAAAGGCAGAAAGCUAGGAAGGCAGCUCCAGUAAUUCCAGAACCAUUAGAAGGGAAAAAACAUUUAAACUUGUUCGAGGAAAAGCACAUGAAGGAAACCAGGCCUUCUCAAGAAUCAGAUCAAAGUAUUGGAGUUGGGACAUGGAAAGAAGCAACUGAAUUUAUUGAAUUGGUGGGAACAGAGGAAUCUCAAAAGGUAGUUCAUCCCAUAAAACAUACUGAGUGUUUGGUGCAAGAUGCCACAACAAUUGAGCAUUGGAGGAAAGAAGGAGAAGCAUCUAAUAUCCAAGAAGAAUACAAAAAGGUAAAAACAAGUCUAGAAAGUUAUCAGCCUGACGAAUACAAGAAGAAAUCUAAAGCAGAAAGAGGGGCUUAUGAACCGGUGAAAAACAUCAGGAGAUCUAAAUCAUCUAAUGUGGAAUGCAGACAGAGAGAGCCUGCAAGGAAUGACGACAUUACUGAAAAUUUUGAGCUUGAAAAGAGUGAGAAGAUAAGAAUGGCCAGCCAACAUGGAAAAACCGAGAAAAAAGCAACUAAAGCAAAUCAAGUGGAAAGUGGGAUAUCAAAAGAGGUUGAUGGACAAGAGCUAUGUGAAGUUCAGUUUAGCUUGAAACUUAAAGAAAAUGAGAAGAAACUAAAACAGAAUGGAGAGCAGCAUCUGGGUGUGAAAAAGCACAAGCAGCCUCAAAUAAUGAAAGAAAAUGAAACAAUUCAAACAGAAGUUUUUACUCCUGAAGCAGCAGAGGGUGAGGAAAGAGUCAAAGAUUCUGAGGGGUUUGAGAAAAUUAAAGGAAGAUCAAUUCAAGCUAUUAAGCUGGAUAAGCCGGAAGAGAAUGUAACUUGCACAAGGGAAAAUGAAAUCAUCUCCGAACAACAUUUACAGAACAGAAAUGGAGUCAAAGAGUCAUGUGAACAUGAAGAAAAUAUGAAAAGCCAAAAAGAUUCAUUUAUAAACAAAGAAAGUAGUGACAGCCAAAAGCCUGCUCAUGGGCGGGUAGUGAAUGAAAAAGGGCUUAUAGAAGAAGACUUUGAAUCAGGUUUGAACAAGACAAAAACUGAAGAGGCAUUUGAGCACAGAACAAAUGAGGCAAGUUUAGAAGAUCAAAGUAAAGAAAAAUUCAAAGUAGUUUCUAAUGAAUAUGUAAAAUCAAAUAUACUUGAAGAAACUAGUGAGAACAAAGGGACUUUGAAAGUUCGGAAACAAGCUAUAGAGCUAGAAAGACGAAGUGGAAAUGAGGCUCAGAUGAAACAAGAAACCGAGAGUAUAUCAAACCAAACAUCUAACUGGGAAACACCUUUAGGUAUAUCAAAUAAGAAUAGUCACUCCAAGCAAUCUGAGAAGAUACUCAAAGAUGCUGGUAGGAGUGAAAAAGAUGAGGGGUUUGAUAUAGCUUUGGAGCAAAUGAAAGUGAAUAGAGAAUAUAUGAGCAUGGAAUUUGCUAAAGAAACCGAUGAGAAACGGAAAGCACAGCAUGGCGAAAAUCUUCUAGCAGCUCAUUCAUUGUCCAUUCAUGAAGAAAAUGUUAGAAAACCGGGGGUAUCUCUAGAACCUGUCGCUGAUCAUGAAAUUAAAGAAGCUAGAACUGACUGCAAAAUUGGUGGAAGGAAAUUGGAAGAGGUAGGGUUAGAAAAAAUAAUAGCUAGCGGGAAAAUAACUUCUUUUGAAAGGUCCCAAGGAAAAGAAGAGGUUUAUGGGACACAAUCAGGAAAGGUGGAUUGUAACGUGAGGCACACCGAAGAACUUUGUUUUAGUAGUGAACAUGCAUGGUCUGAGAAAGCUAAAACAGUCCCUCAAAUGGAAUUUGAUUCUAGAAGUCAAGAGAUGAAAAUUGGUCAUGAAUGGGGUGAAAGCAAAACGAUUAAACAUCAUGUGAAUGUUGCACUAAAUCAUGAAGGAAGUAGGAACCUGAAGUCGUCAACCCAAGUAAACACAUGUGAUGAUUACAAAAGGAGCACAGUAAUGGAUAAACCUGCUGCAGUUCAAGAAGCAGUAGAUGAUUGCAAAAGGAGCACAGUAGUGGAUAAACCCGCUGCAGUUCAAGAAGCAGUAGAUGUCCACAACACUUCCCAAAGAUCUCAUAUAACCCAUUCCACAAAAAUCAAAGAGAAGUGUCUUAAUGAAACUCUUGCCUCAGUAGAGAAAGAUGCCGAAAAGCCGAGAAUAGAAAGAGAGUUAGAAAAAGAACGCCUCAGAAAGAUAGAAGAAGAGGUGGAGAGAGAAAGGGAAAGGCAGAAAGAUAGAAUGGCUGUUGACAGAGCAAUGCUGGAGGCUGAGAGAGAAAGGGAAAGAGAAAAAGAUAGGUUGGCCGUUGAUAGAGCAACCUUUGAAGCUCGUGAUAGAGCAUAUUCCGAAGCCCGCGACAGAGCAGAAAGGGCUGCAUUUGAUAGAGCAACAGCUGAAGCUCGACAAAGAGCACUGACUGAGGCUAGGGAAAGACUUGAAAAGGCCUGCGCUGAGGCUAGAGACAAAUCAUAUGCUGAUAAAGCAAAUGCAGAAGCCAGAUUGAAGGCAGAACGGGCUGCUGUUGAAAGAGCAACUGCAGAGGCUCGAGAGCGUGCAAUGGAAAAAGUAAGGGUUGAGAGAGCUGUAUUUGGGUCCAGAGAACGAUUAGAUAGAUCUGUAUCUGAUAAAUUUGGGGUCUCAUCCAGAAAUGAUGGAAGAAUGGGCUCCUCAUCAUCUGAUAUACCUGAUCCACAGUUUCACAACAUCAGCUCUGCCCCUGGUUCCAGACAUCCAUAUUCAAUUUAUGGUGCUUCUUCUUUUUGUGAGAGAUCUGAAGGUGAAUCAGCUCAGAGGUGUAGAGCUAGACUCGAGAGGUGUCGCCGAACAGAAGACCGUGCAGCAAAAGCUUUGGAAGAAAAGAACAUGCGUGACCUUCUAGCCCAGAAGGAACAAGCAGAGAGAAGUCAGAGAUUAGCGGAGACUUUGGAUACUGAAGUCAGAAGGUGGUCAAGUGGAAAAGAAGGAAACCUGCGUGCAUUGCUUUCAACCUUGCAAUAUAUCCUUGGGCCUGAUAGUGGAUGGCAGCCAAUCCCACUCACGGAGGUAAUUACUUCUGCUGCUGCAAAGAAAGCUUACAGGAAGGCCACCCUUUGCGUCCAUCCCGACAAAUUACAGCAACGUGGAGCAAGUAUUCAGCACAAAUACAUAUGUGAAAAAGUCUUUGAUCUCUUAAAGGAUGCUUGGAGCAAAUUCAACUCCGAAGAAAGGUAGUACACCCUGUUCUCGUUCUGAACCCAUCCUUCUUUUCAAGCUAGUAGUUCUCUUCCUUGGUGGUACAGCAAUCCACAGUAGAAUACCCCUUUGCAAGCUAGUAAUUCUCUUCCUUGUGGGAACAGCAAUUCACAGUUGAAUACCUUAGUAAUUAUUUUAUCAUAGUCCACAUUCUGUAAUAAUACUUCUUAAAUAUUUAAUGUAAGAAAAUAUUAAUCCCAUGUGAGGCAAAAAUUAAGAAAUUCAAGUAAAUAGAUAGGGAAAAGAUAUAUGACUUUGCUUGCAUUUCAAUCUGCAAAUAUUGUAAUGUUUGUGGAUGUCACGGAUUAGUUUAGCAACACAAAAAUUGUCUACCAUUUCCUUGACCCCUUUUUAUCCUUGCU